AUGGAAGAUUAUAAGAGUAAGAUAGUAAGUACUCUUUUGGAAAUUUGGACCGAGACAGACGAUAAAAAUUUUGAUUAUGCAUCUCCAGCUCAACAUGAGUUUUGUGUUACACUCUUUUCUUACCAUCAAGCAAAGGAAACAAAGAUCUUUGUUGUUCAUCCAGAAAAGAAGAAACAAGAAGGGACAACAAACAAUAUGGAUGUAUUGAUAGAGACUUUAAAAGAUGAUAUACAGCAACAACAGCAAAAGAACAAACAGAAUCAGAAUCAACAACAUCAUCAUCAUCAUAACGAAGGGGAAGAAGAUGGUAAUAUAGUAAUUGAUAAUUACAAGGUCGAUUUGGAUACACUUUAUUCAACAUUUACAACUCCCUUUGCAUCAUCGUCUUCAUCAUCAUCGUCGUCUGAAGCAUCAUCCUAUCCUCCUUUAGCUACAAACGGGUUGUUGGAGAAUGCUAUUGGUAAACUAAACAAUCUCUUUCAAAGUGAAUUGAAUAGUAUAAAGUAUCAAGUAAGUCAUUAUCGUCCAACAAGUGGAGUAGCAGGAGGUAACACAACACAAGAUAAUAAUAGUAGUAGUAUUGGUAGUAGUAGUGGUAGUGCUAUCAAAUCAUCAACUACAUCCUCUUCAUCAGACUCUAAUCUCAAUGUUAGUGCUGCUAGUUCAUCAAAGAUAUCACCAAAUAACAACUCAUCACAUAAUAACGCUCUUGACAAUGAAUCUGAAUGGAGAUAUUUGAUCGAUGCAGAGAUUGCCGAUCUCUAUGAACUGGUUAAAGAAUUAAAGAAUAGCUUAUACCGAAAAAAGGUGACCGAUAGAGAAAUUGAAUCACCUUCUUCUCCCAUUUUGAGUGGAAAGGUAAAUAAUGUUGAAUUGUACAUGCAUAGUGCUACAUUUACCAAUAUAUUACAUCUAAAGAAUGAUUUGAUUCAAAUAUUACAAGCAUUACCAUCUACACCUACCAUUCCAACUAAACAUCAACAACAUCAUCUUACUGUCAAUAAUAAUAAUAAUAAUAAUAAUCCUGUCAUCAAUAUCCAAAAUAAUAAUAACGCAACCAGUAAUAAUAAUAAUAUACCAACACCAUCUAUUAAUAUUAAUAAUAAUAAUGAGACAAUAUUUAAAAUACCAAAAAUUACACCAACUCUAAUCAUUGAUGAUAAUAAUACUGUUCGUCUUCAAGACAAUAAUACAUCACUCAAAUCCAAUAAUCUUGAUAUAACAGUUAGUAGAUCGGCACCAAGUUCACCAAGAACCAGUCGAUCGAGAUCAUCAUCAACUCACUCUAGCAGUGCAUCCACUUCUCGUGAUCAUUCUCCAUCACCAACCAAACUAAAUAUAACCAACAGCAACAACAACAAUAACAAUGGUGUUGUAGGAGACAACAACUCCCAACAAUGUAAUAUAUUAUCAUCACCUCUAAAGAAAUCAUCAACCAUGAAAAAUCCAAACUAUCAACCUGGUAGUUUUGUAGUACCAAGAUCACCAAGUAAAAAUAAUCUAACCACCAAAGACAAUCAAUCAUCAAUAUCAUUAUUAGCGGCAACCAACAGUAAAAAACACCCAAUCUCAUCAUUAUCUUCUAGAAAGUCAUUAGAUGAACAAGAGGAAGAAAUGAAAAAUUGGAUUUCAAGAACUCUUAAUUUGGAAUUAAAAGAUACUAGUCCUCAUUUACCAAAUGAUUGUCCAUUAUCACAUCAUCUAAGAAGUGGUGUAGUACUUUGUCAAUUGGUAAAUGCACUUGCAAAUAAAACAUUGAUUAAAAAGAUUAAUCAUACCCCAUCUGCAUUCUUUCAAAUUGAAAAUAUUAUAAACUUUUGUCAAGCGUGUAAUACUCUUGGUCUACAAGACCAAGACGUACCCAGCCCAAUGGAUAUCCAUAGUUCUGUAAACCCAAAGCUGUUUCUCCAAAUCUUAAAAAGAAAAAAGAAAAAUGGUCCAUGUCUAUUUGUUUGUUGUAAAUGUACACAACUUUGUAUUUAUUAA
Molecule: messenger RNA, 1986 nt
Organism: Cavenderia fasciculata
Lineage: Eukaryota; Evosea; Eumycetozoa; Acytosteliales; Cavenderiaceae
Exons: 6
Coding region: 1-1986 (661 amino acids)
Molecular function (GO): protein binding
Source: RefSeq, a predicted model, not a curated record